This is a messenger RNA of Macrosteles quadrilineatus (aster leafhopper), 2417 nucleotides long. RefSeq names its product ATP-dependent RNA helicase SUV3 homolog, mitochondrial (gene Suv3). The coding region runs from base 87 to 2384 and encodes 765 amino acids. The record is from RefSeq and is a predicted model, not a curated record. Gene Ontology annotation, molecular function: ATP binding; RNA helicase activity; hydrolase activity, acting on acid anhydrides. Gene Ontology annotation, cellular component: mitochondrial degradosome. Lineage: Eukaryota; Metazoa; Arthropoda; Insecta; Hemiptera; Cicadellidae. The transcript has 14 exons. Gene Ontology annotation, biological process: RNA catabolic process; mitochondrial RNA 3'-end processing.
GUUAUGCUUUCUCAAGCUCAAGUUGUCAGGAUUAAGGUUGCUUGCUUACAAUAUCAUUUUGUUAGGGUUGAUUAUCGACAAUAGACAUGAUUCAAAUAAGAAAAACAUUUGCUUUCAUUAUUUGCUCACGCUCUAAAUUAAUUACUUGCAACUCAUUUCUCAAUAAUGUAAGUGAAGACUUCUACUUGAUAAAACAUUAUAGUAACAAAAGAGUGAAAUCCAGAUCUAAGAAAACAAGCACAGCACCAGUGUCCACCUUAUUUGUACCGGUUAACGUUAAACCGAAUUCAGAUGAAAUUAAUAUAGGAGCUGAAUUAACUGGUAAAUUAGACAAAAGCCAACUAUUAAAAAUCUUAAGUUCAUUUUAUCAAAAGCAGGAGAUUAAAAUACUUGCAAUGGAAAAUGGGAUUGACAGUUAUUUGCAGCAUCAAGUAUAUGUCAGUUUUAGAAAAUACUGUUUAGAAGCUGAAACCCUCCCAGCAGAUUUGCAUGUUGUAUUCAGUGACAUUAUUCAAGGAGCAGGACAUGUUGAUGACAUUUUCCCUUACUAUUUGAGACAUGCUCGUCAAAUGUUUCCCCACUUAGAAUGUAUGGACGAUUUGAAGAAAAUUAGUGAUCUUCGCUCUCCAGCUAAUUGGUACCCGAAUGCAAGAUCAAUAAAUAGAAGAAUAAUCUUCCAUGCAGGACCAACAAAUAGUGGGAAAACAUAUCAUGCCUUAGAAAGAUAUAUUUCAGCAAAAUCAGGAGUCUACUGUGGUCCAUUGAAACUCCUUGCAACUGAAGUUUUCAAGAAAGCUAAUGACAGGGGAACACCAUGUGAUCUUAUAACGGGAGAGGAGCGGAAGUAUGUCUCUGGUGAAGACAGCCCUGCUGCUCAUGUGUCAUGCACUGUAGAGAUGACCUCAGUCAACACACCUUACGAAGUAGCAGUAAUUGACGAAAUCCAGAUGAUGAGGGAUCCAGGGCGAGGUUGGGCAUGGACCAGGGCACUACUAGGAGUAAUGGCUGAGGAGAUCCAUGUGUGUGGGGAGGAAGGAGCAGUAGACCUGGUCAAAGCAUUAGCUGUCACCACGGGUGAAGAUGUUGAGGUUUGCAAAUACAAAAGACUGACAGAACUCACAAUUGAAUCCAAUGGCCUAGGAAGCCUUGACAAUGUUCUUCCUGGGGACUGCAUUGUGUGCUUCAGUAAAAACGACGUCUAUACAGUAAGCAGAGGCAUAGAAGCUAGAGGUAUGGAGGUGGCUGUGAUUUAUGGAGGUCUACCGCCUGGCACCAAGCUGGCCCAAGCACAGAAGUUCAAUGACCCGGCCAAUUCAUGCAAGGUCCUGGUAGCUACAGAUGCCAUUGGAAUGGGACUCAACUUGAGCAUAAGAAGAGUGAUUUUUUACUCGCUGAUCAAGCCUGUGAUGAAUGACAAAGGAGAGAAGGAGAUGGACGUCAUCUCAGUGUCUCAGGCAUUGCAGAUUGCUGGCCGAGCUGGGCGCUAUGGGACUCAGUUUGAUAAGGGUUAUGUUACUACGUUCAAACAUGAGGAUCUGCAUACCUUACGUAACCUGCUGUCUCAGACACCUGAGCCUAUCACCAAGGCUGGUCUUCAUCCCACAGCAGAGCAGAUAGAACUGUACGCCUACCACUUACCAAACUCCACACUCGCCAAUCUCAUGGAUAUUUUUGUGACUCUGUCAACGGUUGAUGAUUCCCUCUACUUCAUGUGCAAUGUGGAGGAUUUUAAAUUUCUGGCUGACAUGAUCCAACACGUUCCUCUACCUUUGCGAGCCCGCUAUGUGUUUUGCUGCUCUCCUAUCAACAAGAAGAUGCCUUUUGUUUGCUCUAUGUUUCUCAAGUUUGCUCGUCAGUACAGCAAGAAUGAAGCUCUGACUUUUGACUGGUUGUGUCGCAACGUCGGCUGGCCUGUCACCAUGCCCAAGACCAUUCUAGAUUUAGUUCAUUUAGAAGCAAUAUUUGAUGUUCUAGACUUAUACCUGUGGCUCAGUUACCGUUUUAUGGACCUGUUCCCUGACGCCAAGUUGGUUCGAGACAUGCAGUCAGAGUUGGAUGACGUAAUACAACGAGGUGUGGUGCAACUGACCAAACUAUUACGCAACAGUGAAACAGGAGUGUCUUCUGGCACAGGCACGGACACUCAGGAGCAAUUCACAAUGAAGCAGAACCAACAGGCAUAUCUCAGAGGAGACAAGCAGAGUGGCAGUGAACCAGUUGGCCGAGGCAGACUGACUGAGCGACUCAUAGCACAAGGACUGCUCACACCCAACAUGCUGCAAGAGUUGAGGAGAGAGUGGCAGCAGAUUGGCCAAGACAAACAAAUAAUUGAAGAAGGGGAAUCAAAUACAAAAACCAAGAGAAAAAGAAAGCCAAAAACAUAAUUAAAAUGAAAUUAAAAUUUAUAAACAAAGUUA